Macrobrachium nipponense is the source of this 5390-nucleotide messenger RNA. RefSeq lists its product as uncharacterized. Bases 676 to 5136 code for a protein of 1486 amino acids. The record is from RefSeq and is a predicted model, not a curated record. The transcript has 13 exons. Gene Ontology annotation, molecular function: protein binding. NCBI's taxonomy places the organism in Eukaryota, Metazoa, Arthropoda, Malacostraca, Decapoda, Palaemonidae.
CCACCUCUGCGUCCAAGGGGGUUUCUCCUCCUCAUCCUCCUCCUCCUCCUCCUCCACCGAGCUUCUCCUCGGGGUGCCAAGUGCCGACCCGCAGAGCCGCAUGGCACUCUGGUCUGACUGGCAGUUGCUCGCCUUGGUGGACAUCGCGCAGUGGAUGGAUGAUGAGGGCCUCCCGCCUACGCUUUCAUUUCCCUCAUCAUCCCCGUCAACAGAAGCCUUGCCAUCUUCGAAGACACGCGCUGGUUGGUCCUCUCGUUUUGUGUUGUUCCUUAGAGGAGCUGGAAUGUAAACAACGGCCUUUUUCCAGUGGUGCCUCGCGUUGAAGACUGAAGACUCGACUUGGAAAGUGGAGAAAUUGUCACUUUUCAUGGACCUUGUUUAAUGAGAGUGAUAAUGUCUUAUGUGAACUCGGACGAGAGACUCGAGUUACGUACUUGUGAUUUUGUGAUCAACGCACGCGUGUCGUCCUCAACAGAUCUUGAAAAGCAAAACAAUCGGAAACAAUUUCGUAUUUCCACCAGACGUUGACGCUAUUUUCUAAGCCGAUAUAACUAUUUACAUUCCAAAUGAGCACGUGUAGACUUAGUGAGUGGAAGACUUAAAUAAUUCCCAGUGGUUCAUAAUUCACUGGUGAGUUGUAAGUGCAAGGACACGUUGAGCAUUUAUCCGAAGGAGAUGCUGCUAAGACCAAGCCAUCUGCUUGCCCCAUCUGUAAUAACAAGAGCAUUGAACUCUUCCAAGAUGCGAGGACUUGCAUUUGUCAUCAUCUUCUUACUCAGCGUUUGCAACGCAGGAGCUGAACCUGCCCAUAACGAGGUAAUGGUCGUGGAAGGCCACGAGGCCAACUUGCCUUGCGUCACUGUGCCUACCCUCACGCCUUACCGACAGAAAGGAGGAGAAGACGAGGACGACGACGGACAAGACUUGUCCAAACUCCUUCCGGAACGACCGAAACUGAUCAUCUGGUACAAGGAUGGCAUUCGAUCGAGUAUUUACAGUUACGACGGACGGGACCCCCGAAACGAGCGACACUGGUCCCCUCGGCGGAGUCUGGGCGGGAGCAUCAGUUUGACACUCCCUGCCUCUCCCUACGCUCGGCCGCAACUGGCCUUCCUGAACAUAGGCCACAUUCACGAAACGGACGCUGGCCUAUAUCACUGCAAAGUGGAGUUCCAGAGGGGACCCAGCAAGAGUACUUACACAAAGCUUGUCGUUGUAGCCCCACCCACUGCGCCCACGAUUGAAGUGUGGGCUGGAGGCAGAUGGCUCCACACCACCCACGAAACCUCCACCGCCACUGUGGAAGUCGGGACCGAGCUGACGCUUCGAUGCUCCACAUCCAGUGGGAAACCCUUACCUAAAGUCUCCUGGUGGAGAGGUGGCCAGCAACUUCUGUCGGAGUCGACGGAACACGAGGCCACCGUCAGUAGCACCGUCAACGUGACCGUGGUGCCAGAGGAUGCCCACACGCCCAUCGUGUGCCAGGCAACGAAUACCCACCUCGUGCCGCCUCUGAGGACGCCACUUCUGCUCUUAGUUUUGUCGCCUCCAAAAUGGCUCCGCGUGAUUGGAGCAGAUGUGGAGAUGUCCGCUGGAACGACUUACGUCGUUGAGUGCAGGUGUGUAGGAGCCCGUCCUCCGCCGGUCAUCACCUGGACCGUCGGAGGAGACGAACUGACGGAUGCCAUCUCUACGACCGAUUCCGAAGGGGAGACCACCAGCCGCCUCCGCUUCACUCCCAAGCCCGCCCAUUCUGGCACCCACAUUACGUGCACCGCCCACCCACCAGAUCACGCCCACCAGGCAGCCUCCCCCCACGCCACCCCGACGCUCUGGGUGAAGAGUGAUUCUGUGCCUCUGAAGAUCCUCUAUAAACCCGAAGUCCAACUGGACAUACAGCCCUUGAAAAAGCAAGAGCGAGUUGGGCCAGGACGACAAAGUAAUCACGACGAUUUCGACGCCGAAUCACCCAGCCGACCACCACCUUUCUCCCCAUCAGACACAAUUAGGCAGAACCAGAUGUUGACUUCUGAUCCUGCAACAAAACCAGGAUCCCCCAAAAGCGCCAUGAAUGACGGGGACGGGAAGGACACUGGGAAAUGGGCGAAGGAUAAGGACAAACUGGAGACCAAGAAGAAGAGUCUGGUAACGAAGGAGAUCAGCAAGGGCAAGGGAGUCGUCACAGUUGACGAAUUCACGGGCGUCGUACUGCAGUGUAACGUCAGAGCGAAUCCUCCUGCGUACCACGUCAGCUGGCAUAGGAAUGGCAUUCCCCUAUCUCCUGUCACGUCUCCCGGCCUGCUGCUGGGGAACAUGAGCGCCGUUUUCCAAAAUCUGAGCAGGAAGGACGCAGGCAACUUGACCUGUACAGCCCACAACCAGGAGGGAUCAUCUCGCAGUAGACCUGUUUUACUCCACGUCAACCAUGGUCCCGAUUGUGCAAGAGACGCUGCCAAAAUCUUGGGCGUCCCUCGGCAUCAUACUCUGAACGUCACAUGUGAAGUGGAUGCCUACCCUCCUCCAGACUCAUUUUCAUGGGCUCUGAGGUCUUCCAGGGGCAUUCUAGCCGUGCCUCCCGAAAUGAUUCAUUUUUCGGGCACGACCUCUUGGAUCGUGUACACUCCAAGAGCCAACGUAGAUUUCGGGGACCUCCUUUGUUGGGCGCAUACCCCAGUCGGUCGCCAAGACGAUCCGUGUGUGGCCCAGCUGGUGUCUGCCGAGAAACCCGACACCCCAGAGAACUGCAAAGUGACCAAGAGAUCGCAGGAUAAGCUCUCGGUAUCCUGCAAGGCAGCGCAUGAUGGGGGACUCCCUCAGACGUUCUUCAUGAAGGUCUUCCAUGGCGGCCUCCAGGUCGCUAACAGCACAAGCGUCAACCCGGAGAUAACGGUGUACGACUUGGAACCUGACACUCGGUACCGUCUGACCAUCUGGUCUGCCAAUACCCAUGGCACGAGCACUGGCCACACGAACCUCUACACCUCCACCCUGCCCUCCAACACCUCUUCUACGACGAGUAGCAUGAACGGUCACUCGUCCAACAACCACAGGGGCCUCCUGUCGAAAUUCGGCUCCUCCAUGCUGGCAGUGGUCGUGGUGGUGACGGUGGUUGGUGUCGUCGUGGGAAUCAUCGUGGGGAUUAUGGUCCGGAAGAUUGACGGGAGAUCCCAUCAUUCCGGGCGCGACCAGGAGGAGGAAGAGGAGGAGGGGGAGGAGAGGCCGCCCACGCUCAUUAACAACAACCAGAUAAACGUAGCUAUGGCGGGCAUAGGGAGGAGAGUUCCGAAGUGCCUCGAGCCCUUAGGGACAUCUACAACACGCUAUGACGUGAUGACGAACCCCGGAGGUAAGAGCGACAACCAUGUUUACGAUGAUCCAAUCACUCUCAGAGGUAGAACGUCUCCCGAAGGGGCACCGAUGGAAGAGGAAAACAUUGAAGUCACCCAUCAUGACAUCCGCUACCCCCCGUUUUCUAUGACGACAACUGAUUACUUUCAUCAGUCGCAUAACUUUUCUUGGCAUUUACCCAACUCAAGGCUUUUACGCAACAAAUUUAACCAGAGAUACCAGACAAGCAGAGGAUGUCCCCGCAAACCUGUCCGUGUAGAAACGCCCAGAUUACCUGAAUUUGAUAUCAGCACGACGGUCACUACCCGGAGGAAGUUCCAGGCGCCGUCGGGCAUGGAGUUCAGACUCAUCCUUAUUCCCGAAACGAGCAAGAUGCUUCAAGUAGCUUUAGAAAGAGAUACGAGACUGGCAUCCUAUUUGUGCCACGAUUCGCACGUGUCGAACUCUCCCAUGAAAUUCCCAACUAUCACCGAAGAGGACGAGCAGAAGAACGCAGACGCUCUCGACGAUCAUUCAGUCACCCCUUACGAAUCAACGCCAGAUGACUUCACAAUAGAAAACGGACAGAGUGACACUUCUGAGCUCUUACCCAAGUGUUGCAACGUCGAGGCCAGAGCAAUGGUCCACUCGGAAAAUCAGGAAUUGAAUAGGAACAGGCUAAACUACGGACGUUACAGACACCUGCAAGAACGGACGGUCUCCGAUUGCGCUUUCGACGAUUUACAAAUUACACCCGAGAAGAUCCCAACGCUGACGAUUUAUGGAAACGGACACGGGAGGCAGUCGCGCGGCAACCAAACAAAACGCCCGAUAUCCUACCAUCUGAACGAGACCAGGACCACCCUACAGAACAUCGCCAACGUCAGAGCGUCGACGAGACUUCAGAGGAACUCGUUUCCCGACGUAACUUUCAGAACAGACAACGACGACGACUCCAGGAUGAAGGUGGCACUCCUGGGGCGCCAAGACGGAAGGGGAAACGAGACGCCCAAGAGAGCGGCGCCCUCGAACCCUCUCGUGGGAAAACUAGGACGGCACCAUCCUUACGGGAUGCCUGUCAGCAAUAUAAGGAAGGGCAUCAGAUCUCCUCAAGCUCCGCCUGUCAAGAGUAUGGAUAAUAAGGUCGUCCAGUCGGGUCAUCCUCCUCCAGCCAACAUGAUACCGACGUCGCCCUUCUCGUUGCUACGGAAGCCCAAAGUCGGAGUCACGUCUCUGCUGUCUCUCGUGUCCUCCUCGUCGUCGACGUCGUCGCUGUCGUCGUCUUACGCCAGCAAGAGGGGAAGGGGGUCAAGGGAAACGACCACCUCGCCACUGUCGGAGGGCAGGAGGCGCGUCGUCAGUUGCGGGAGCAAGAAGCCAACCUUCAGGAACCUCAAGGCGCGUCCCAGGAGCAUCCACCUGAUCUCCGGUCCCGAGCAGGUCCUCCAGUGGUGGGGGGAGGAGGAAGGGGACAACAACGACUGCCAGUCGUCCUCGACGCCCUCCUCUCCGAGAUCGUCCACUUCUUCGUCGUGUUUCCCUUAUUCGUCCAUGUCUUCGUCGCCCGUGUCUUCUUUCUAUUCCUCCGAGAAUUCGCUCUCGAUCUCGACCGCUUUUUCUCACUCUUCGUCUUCUUCUUCUUCUUUCUGCAUGUCAUCCGGCUCUGGGUCGUCCUCCACAUCCAGUUCUCCAUUUUCAUCCUUCUUGUCUCCCUCGCUGACUACUCCGGCAUCCUCGUCCGUUCUGUCGCUUUCGUCUUGCUCUCCAACUCCCGAGUCGGUCAUGUCCGGUCAUAUCACUCCCACAUAAAAUAGUAACAGUAAGAAUUUCGCAUUUAAGGUCAAUGAUGUAUAUAUUGAAGGGCUGCGGAUGAAUCAGGGUGUUACUUCACGUGCAAUAUCGCAAUUGUUCAGUGUACAGAUUAGUUGAUAAGACUUUUUUACAUUUUUAUAUUCUUUCAGCAAGUAUAUUUUAUCAAAUGUAUUGAAACUAUACCACACAAACGAUCAAAGAUACGUAAUGUAUGGUACGUAAAGUUGUAAAUAAAUAGCUUUUACAAUUAU